Molecule: messenger RNA, 4244 nt
Organism: Megalopta genalis
Lineage: Eukaryota; Metazoa; Arthropoda; Insecta; Hymenoptera; Halictidae
Source: RefSeq, a predicted model, not a curated record
AUGAGCCAAGCGGGAGUGAAUCAAUUGGGCGGUGUCUUUGUUAACGGGAGACCAUUGCCCGACUGUGUUCGACAAAGGAUCGUGCAACUCGCAUUGGUCGGCGUCAGGCCUUGCGAUAUCUCGCGACAGCUUCUCGUUUCCCAUGGUUGUGUCUCGAAAAUCCUGACAAGAUUCUACGAAACGGGAAGCAUCCGGCCGGGAAGCAUCGGAGGCAGCAAAACAAAGCAAGUGGCCACACCCACAGUUGUUAAAAAGAUUCUACGAAUGAAGCAGGAACAGCCGACGAUGUUCGCCUGGGAGAUCCGUGAGCAGCUGGCCCGGCAAGGAGCCUGCGAUCCCCAAAGCUUGCCCUCCGUGUCCUCCGUGAAUCGGAUCCUCCGUGGCGGAGGGCUUCACACUGACCACGCGGCCAUCGAGAACGGUUCGACCAGCCCCUACGCUUCGCAAGUCUCAACGAACACAGCCAACAGAGACGCGCUAAUGAGAACGGACUACCAACUGUUCUAUCCGGGGGCGUUGGGACCCCUGCACAUUUCUACGACUUCCGGUAACACCAGCGCGCCAUCUUGGAACCCGAGCUUCUACUCGUCCCUGUACCAAGCGACCACGCUGCACUUGCAUCACGGAAUGCAAUCCUUCACAUCGUUGGACGUGGAGCGUCUGUCGGAGCAGAAUGGCGGCACGAGUCAGGUGGAGCUGAAGUCCAGCUCCAGCUCGAUGACGGGCAGCGACGAUUCCCUGGACAAGAGCGAUCUCGACGAGAACACGGAGUCCCAGGACCACUACAAGCCGUUCCAGAACUCGCCGACCAUUCUGGAGCUGGGCCAGAAGAUCGGGAGCGACCGCAGCGCGUUCGUCAGACAUAGCACUUCCGGCUCGUCCGGCAGCUUGGAGAACGAGCAGAGUCCGCCGCCGAACGGCGCCGAGAACUUGAAGACGACGCCCUCGCCGAGGAUCGCGGAGACCGGAAACGAGCAGAACUCGAUGGCCAAAGAAGCGGCGGCCGAGCCAAGGCCGGCGCAACCUCAGCGGAAGAGGAACCCGUACUCGAUAGAGGAGCUGCUGAAGAAGGACGAGACCAAGAGCGGCUCGAAGAGGCCGAAGCUGACGAACAUCGGGGUGGUGCAACCCUGCGGAGUCGUCCUCAGCAAAGAGAUCUGAAGGGCCAGCGACGCGGACCGACCGGAAGUACUGUAAUAGUCUAGCGACAGAGGCUAAGUCGAUUAUCCAGUUUCGGACGAGUCUUCGGGGAUGUCGCGUGGGAACUCUUCGUGGACGGGGUAGUUAUCGAGCGCGAGAAACGGAGGAUGUAUUAGAUUGAGCGAACAGUUCGGAUAUUACUGACGUGUACUUCACUCGCGAAGGAAGUAACUGGACGGCUGAGAAGCCGAUCAGCGUUAAGUCCGUUAAUCUUAAAAUUUAGAUGAACGAGGAGUUUGAAAAUUAACUGGAAAGAAGAUAACAAUGCCAUUGAUAAUGCAAAGUAGAAUUUCUAUUAUAAGAUGGCAUAGAAAAGAGCACUUGACAAGAACAGAAACGAAAGAGAUAUGUGUACGUUUUCUUUAGAAAGAGAACAAAUCCCUCGGAACAAUUUUGUUCAGUCGUUCCGUGGUCGAUGCACACACACACAGGUGCUGCUAUCUAUUGUUUAUUUAUAAGGAAAUCGACUGUAUUGAUUCAUCGACCGAGAGAUGCUAUGAUAAAGAUGUGUCUGCAUUGCGUAACUCGUAUUCAAAGAGAAGCGAACUCACACUGAUUGACUUCUGAACCGAUCCACUAUUUCUAAAGGCAGCAAUUAAACGAUGCUAUAAUUUGUUUUGUCUUUUUUUUGAACUAGGAGACCUAACUCCUGUUGCUACUGAACAAAUAGAAACUAAGAAUAGACUGUGAGUUUUCGUGCAAAAUAGAGAUUUUCUGUUUCAACCGCAAGUAGCCAGAUGUACAUUAUUUAUGCAAAAUCCGCAGGCUAGUAUAAUUUGCAACGAGACGGUCAUUUCAGUUGGACUUUGUUGGAACUCGCAGUAAUGUGAUCGAAUCCAGAACGGAUAGAAAAAGAAGCGAACGAACUUGCUACUCAAUCUAGUAUAAUUCCGCGAGCCGGCAGAGGGAAAAGGCACGACGCAGAUUUGUAUUUGAUGCAUACCGUUCGAUAGUUCAUUGCAUAAUUUAAUUAUAAUUUUCUAUCCUGUGACUUCCGCUGCUUUGGUUACGUCGCUCGCGUAGCGACAUCAUCGUGUACAAACCGAAAGAAAUGUUGUAGAACAGAGUAGCGAAAAAUUCGUGCAUCAAGGGACUAAUAAUCGUAAAGCGAGCAGUUUUGUAGUGGGGUGUGUUAAUGAAAUCCAAAGAAAAAUAUUUAACGUCGGUUUCACAGUGAUUUUUCAACAGUCCGGGCACAGCAAUUUCUUUGUUACUUCGUUCGAAAUUCCUCCGCUGUGUUCAUUGAAAUUUCUUCCACCGUUCGUUUAUUACAAACAACAUGAAGGUAUCGAACAUAAGAGUCAAAUAUAAAUUGACAUCGAGAAUGCUGGCAGCGCGUUCCCGCAUUUGGUGUCUUCGAUCGUUUAAGUUCGACGGAAGGAGUAUUUGGUCCUCGCGCGACAAGAACGCACCUCUGUGUUCACAUUCCCCCUCCAGCCAACCGCGGCGUUGGGGCAGCUAGCGAGAGGGGGAAUAUGUAAACACGAAGGUGCCUUCCUGUCGCGCGAGGACUAUACUCGAGAGAGAGAGCCUAAUUUAUUUAAAAGUAUUUUCAAUCUACCGCAAAUCUUCUGCUUGUUUCUGUUAAACUAGAAUUCUACGAUUUCGUUUGUUCUUCACGAUGAAUCGAAAUUCAUAUCCGAAGGAGUUUAAGGUUGCGUUCUUGACGACUGCAGGCCCCGAAACGAUCAACGCGAAGCGAAGAACGUGACAUUUUAACGUAGAAGUGUAGCAUAAUUUACCAAAAAUACAGGAGAACGUAACGGUUCCGUAAUUUAUAAGGUCACUUUACAACCGAAACUAUAAUUAGUAACGGCUCUGUCGAUGUCCGAGAAACUCGGGAAGAGGGGCGCGAUCGCCGCCAUCUUGGCGUGAACGUGUGCGGAAAACGCAUCGAUUUAGGCGGGACGAUCGGGCGCCGAUCGUCGAACAAUACAUAUUCGACUGUAAUAUUGUAGGUUACACUCGUAAGUCUGUUAAGCUAAUUUAUGAUUAAAUUAUUACGUUUGUUUCUCGAUAUUCGUCGACGCUCUGUCAUUGACGCGAGAAGUCAUCAAACAACGUGUAUCCAUAACCGACACGACACGAUGAUGUACGAUAAAGCGUAUCGAUAACGUAGAUAUUUUGCGAGUCUAUCAGACGGUUUCCGGAUCAUAUAAGAUUUUCCCUGCGUUGUAUAUUCAACCUUUUUUUUCCGUGUGCUGUAUGCUGUAUCAUUUCGUUUUGCGAAACGGAACGACGCCAUAUUAUUCUAUUUAAUUGUACGAUAUUUAAUUUCGUUAAGUCAACGGAACAUUGACGCUCUAAUAAAGUAAAACGACUCUAAGCAAUCCCGGCGGAACGCUCUCAUUUUAUUUAUUUAUUCUUCUUACGCGGUUUGAAACGAACAAUGGUAAUUCGAGAAUGAAUCCGAGCUUGAGUGCCAUAUUUUCGUUCUUGCCGGAACGGUUAGGAAAUCUGAUCCAUCGCAAUCGCCAGAUGAUCAUGAAAUCGUUGCUCUCCGAUUGAACUUUUCCUUCCGACAAUUUCGAAGCGUUAUUUAACAGUGUCGAACGUACGAACUGCACAUGUACAUGGCGAAACUAUUUCUCUUUGGCGCAACAAUCGUCGUGCAUUCAAGCUGUAGCUGAAAAGAUUCGACGACGAUCGUUCUAAAAUUUGUACGAGACGAUUCGAAACUAAAUGAAAUUGCCCGAUACCUCAGCGUGUGUACAAUACAACUUUGUAAAUCGUAAUUAUUAUUUGUGAUCCGCGCGCUCUCGAUCCACCUAAUCAUUUCGCGAACGACGUUACAUACGACGACGAUAGAAAUAAAAAGUACGUUUAAAAAGCAUCAAGCGGACCGGCAACGUCGAUCAAUCUAGUUUGACAUAACCAUUGAAGUUAGUUAUAAAGUGACCUCAAACAUUUCUUAAUUUUAAUUUCUGCGUAUUAACAUUGCGGACAACUUCUGCUGUCGUUACUCACAAUAUUCGCUUAGUGAUUGCCGUUUAAAUGUGCGCCAGUUGAAUAUACCGAAAUAAAUGUGACAGUGUAGAACUUUA